AUGAGUUAUUAUAAUCCUUCAAAUAACCAAAUAGGGUUUUCCAGCUACAACCUGACUCCAAUACACCAGCGCCAACCAAUAAACAUCAAUGGACUUCCACAACAAUUGACCCUGGGUUCGAGCCAUACAAGCGAUCUGACAGCACCAAACUCAUCGGCCACAAAUGUGACACAUCACAAUCAUCUUGGAGUCCAUCUGAGCCAAGAUAGGCGUACCCCCGGAUUAGGACCUGAGACCUCAGUCGGAACUAUAUCAUCAGGACCGGAAUUGACCCCUGCGGCUGCCAAAGAGCAGCGCAAAGAACGCAAGAACCGGCCGGGCCAGCGAUUUGGCGCGAAAAAAAAGUCGUGGGUGUGGACGUGGUUUAUUCAAGAUUCUCAAGACCCAAAUGUGGCUGCUUGUGACUAUUGUGGCAAGAUAAUUACCAGACUCUCCUCGGAUAAAGGCUCGCCUAAAAAAUUAACCGAGCACUUGAAAACCCACAAGCUCACGCGUGACUCCAUAAACAACUCUCGUGCCAUACCUAUCGACGGGAACGGCGUCACUUAUGCCCCUAAUGGAAUGCCUAUGUCUUAUGAAAAUACCCAACCAGAUCUCCACCACACUCAGGUGAGACACCAACAACCGCACCUGCAUAUGCGCCACGACCCAACCCCAACCGGUCAUUCCGGUCAUGAUCACGUGCUCGAUGCCAGCUCGUUGUCACACUUGACACCAGUGCACCAGGACCCUGCAUCGAUAGCGAUGGGUGCAAGUGCACAUAGAGGGUCUAAAAAACGACAAUAUGUCGAUAGUCUGACGGUGCCAUUGGUUCCGGUAUCUAGCAACAUGGCGCAGGCGCCAAAUGUGGCUUUUGGAAGCCGCAGGUUUUUAUCGGCGGAAUUUGAUAAUUCUCCAUAUACCGCCAUGAAGUUCCACAAGCACUUGAUGAAAUUUUUGACGGAAAACAAAUUGUCGAUCAAUGUCAUCAAGUCGCAUUCCUUUCAGCAGCUAGUAUACGAUUUGCGGUCCGACUCAGUCACGGAAUUGUUGGAUUUGACAAAUCUUUAUUCUUCAUUGUUGGAAGUCAGUCGAAUAGAAAGUAACAGUGCUGAUGCUGGAAACAAUUCGGGUCCAGGAACGAAUGAGGCUUCGGUGGCCAACUCCUUGGCACAGGCUGUGGAACAGAAAGCUGCUGCUGCUGCUGCUGCUGGUCGGCGUUGA
Meyerozyma guilliermondii ATCC 6260 is the source of this 1203-nucleotide messenger RNA. RefSeq lists its product as uncharacterized. The coding region runs from base 1 to 1203 and encodes 400 amino acids. Lineage: Eukaryota; Fungi; Ascomycota; Pichiomycetes; Serinales; Debaryomycetaceae. Gene Ontology annotation, molecular function: DNA binding. The transcript has a single exon. The record is from RefSeq and is a predicted model, not a curated record.